AUGUGUGUUGAGAUGAGUGAAGCGUGCAUUGCAGAGAAUCUUGAAGAACUGGUGAUGAUGUUGAUUCCAGGAAGGUGCAGAGAUUCCCUACUGAAGAGAAUCAUCUUUGAGGUUUGGGCAUGUCUGAAACAGCGCAGCAGCAAUGUUAAUGUCAACACUGGUGCAAAAUCUCGGACCAUGGUAAAGGCUCUUGAGAUUGCACACCAACAUGAUGAACAACUCCACUUGAAUUCAUUCCUUGAAGUUCAUAUGGUUAGAGAAAUAAACUCUAACUCAUGUGGAGAUUAUGGUCACAAGGAGAAGGCCUCAAACACUCGAGUUUCUAUCCUUUUGGUUGUCACUUGUGAGAUAGCUUGUAUUGCAAGUACCAAUAGCCUUCUCUUGUGUUGA
Vicia faba (fava bean) is the source of this 390-nucleotide messenger RNA. NCBI's taxonomy places the organism in Eukaryota, Viridiplantae, Streptophyta, Magnoliopsida, Fabales, Fabaceae. The record is from the annotation of a GenBank genome assembly.